Molecule: messenger RNA, 2665 nt
Organism: Micropterus dolomieu (smallmouth bass)
Lineage: Eukaryota; Metazoa; Chordata; Actinopteri; Centrarchiformes; Centrarchidae
Product: S-adenosylmethionine synthase-like
Exons: 4
Coding region: 1-432 (143 amino acids)
Biological process (GO): S-adenosylmethionine biosynthetic process
Cellular component (GO): methionine adenosyltransferase complex; cytosol
Molecular function (GO): ATP binding; methionine adenosyltransferase activity
Source: RefSeq, a predicted model, not a curated record
AUGGCUGGAAUAGGUGAUGCUGGUGUGACUGGGCGUAAAAUCAUUGUUGAUACUUACGGGGGUUGGGGUGCCCACGGAGGCGGAGCUUUUUCUGGGAAGGACUACACAAAGGUGGAUCGCUCUGCUGCCUACGCUGCCCGCUGGGUGGCCAAAUCUCUGGUGAAAGCUGGGCUCUGCAGGCGUGUGAUGGUACAGGUAUCCUAUGCUAUUGGAGUUGCACAUCCACUCUCCAUCUCCAUCUUCCACUAUGGGACCUCCCAGAAGAAUGAGAAGGAGCUACUGGACAUUGUGAAGAACAACUUUGACCUCCGUCCUGGAGUCAUCGUGAGGGAUCUUGACCUGAAGAAGCCCAUCUACCAGCACACAGCAGCUUACGGUCACUUUGGUCGUGAUGUCUUUUCAUGGGAGGUGCCCAAGAAGCUGAAAUACUGAACACCUCUAAUCUCUCACAGGGCCUUAGCUGUAAUCACAGAUAAACCUGUGUGUCUGUCUACCACCCUCCCUCCUUCCUCCUCCCACCUCUUUCUUGUCAUACACACAGCUCCAUCACCACAGCCUCUACUAAAUGGAAAAAAAUGUCUUUCUCCACCUGCUAGUAUUGUACACAUCUCCAAGAUAUUAAAUUGAACAGACCCGUUGGCGGAAUUGCCAGCUUUUAUUGAUCUUUGUUAACUUGUAUCUCUGCAAAUCUGCCACCUAUUAUUGACAGUAUAUAUUUAAAUCAUAUUUAUAGCCUGUUUCCAAAAGGACCAUAUGGAUAUUUACCAGUAACAGUGGUGUUUUGUAAGACAUUUGUGGAAUUUCUCAGCUUUUAAAUUCAGAAUCUCACCGCAGUUUAGAUUUAAAAGUGAUUAGCAGUUUAGUGUUGAAGAAACAUCCCUUAUAUUCCUCUUAAAGCCCACACCACCUUCUUUUGAAGUUUUGAUGGCAUAAAUAAGGUCAAGUACUUGUUGAGUGAUAUGUAAAAUCUGCAAAAAAUUUGUUUGUGCUGUCCCUUCAGGCCUUUAUUUAUUUUUUUCUGACGUUUUACAGAGAAGUCAGAAGCUGCUAAUGACUUUGUGGUUAUGUUGGGCUGCACCAUGACAUUAAGUUUUUGUAAUUUAUUUCAUUGGUUUAAAUGUCAUUAAGUGUUCCAGAUGAUAUAUUGCUACUGACCAAGAUAAAGGCGAGGUAUAGUACUUCCCCUUCCUGAGACCGACUCUGGGUGUAGUUACAGAGAAACCCAGCUCUGUCACCUCUGGGGAGGGGGUCUUUAUCCCACAGCAACACCAUACUUGAAAUAUUUUAUAGAAUGGCGUUUUGACUAUUGUGGGACCCAACAGUUUGACCAGCAAAAAGGACAACUUAAUAAUGUGUGCCACAUGUUUUUGUACCGAAACACUGUGUCGGUCCACUCAGUCGCACACGUUUAGGGUCCUUCAGUCUCACCUGCACUGGCAUGGAAGAACAUGAAGAGCAGAGCCACAGACAAAGAGAUAAGAGGCGGCGCACUUUCAGCUUAGUGAAUGUAAGACAUGGUAUUACUGUUCUUGCCUUGUCAGUGGAGUUAGUUUUGUUCACUUAAGGAAAUGGGAUCAGAUAUAUAUUGAAUCUUUCACUGGAAUUGCACAGCACAAUGGUUCUUAUAGUUACCAGAAGUGGAAAAGGCCUCUGUUUUUAAUGUUAUAUGUACAAUAUUUCCAUAAUGUAUGUUGAGCUGGUAGCUGAAGCUUUUAAUUAUUUAUAAAAACAUUACUUCUUUUCACCAUGGCUCAUGGUUGGCAAAAGUCAGAUUUUUCCUGAAUGGUACACUUAAAUCACCCCCGGUUUGUCAAGGUUUACCCCUCUCCUUGUUUUUUCAAAUACUGUUGGCGAGUUUACUUGCAGGACAUGCAGAUAAAUUGAGGAAGUAUGUGUACCAGAGACCCUGGCUAGAUUUUAACCCAAGAAGUUGUAAAUGAACCGUAUAAGCCUCUUUAAUGCUGUGCUGAAGUUACCUUUCUAUGUGACUUCACUCCUAGAUGUGUAUCCUCACAAUAUUGUUGCAGAGUUGAGGCUAAGCCACCUGUAAGCCUGAGUGAGAUUGGUAUUCACCCUUUAAAAUCACUACAGUCCGUACCUGGUCUGAGCUGUGUGCACAGUAGUGUGCUCAAGCAUGUAGCUAGGUGGCAUAUAAAACUGAAUUUUAUAUUUAUUUUUUUUAUUUUAUUUUUUCUCUGAAAACACUGAUAAUUUGUCUUUGGCCUCUCUGACAUCACCUUGUAGUUCCUUGUGUACUGCAGAUAAAACUCAGGUGGGAGAUGUUAUGUCUUGGACUUUUAUUUUAUUUUUUACAAUACAUUUCCAGCCUCUAGGUCUGACGAGAGAAAUGAUUGGUUGGUUUUGUACAGAGAAACCAGCCUGUUUGCACUGAGCAUUUUUUUUUUUUCUGUUAAAUCAUAUUUUUAAUGAUUACAGGUGAGUUGGUCAAUGUGGUUGCUGAAUGUGUAAAAGUGCCUUUUCUCAUUUUCUGCACUGCCCUUAUCCCCUGCCCCCAGCUAUCUGACUCCCUACCUAUUGACCCUCCCCCCCCACACCCCCCAGUUUAUACCAAAAUAAGCAAAAUCCUCUUCAAAAAGUCAUACUGAGGACUCUAAUUUGGUGUUUCUUUUUUAAACCCUGCAAAUAAACACUGUAAACACUUGUG